ACAGAGAGAGAGAGAGAGAGAGAGAGAGAGAGAGAGAGAGAGAGAGAGAGAGAGAGAGAGAGAUGGUGCAUGCUUCUGAGUGCUGUGUUACUUACCAGCAAUGAAGCUGAUACUGACUGUAGCAUGGUCCCUUGCAGCUUUUCUGUGUGCCGUUGUUGGAGGAGGACGCCGAGCUCGGGAGCCGUGUGUGAGCCUUGCAUAACCUAUAGAGUGAGCCAGUCCAGCACCUGUAGCUGUAAACGUGUGUUUGGACGUGUAAUUUCCUUAUGCGUUUCGGGCGCAGCCAAGGUUGGUAGACCUCAAUGGGAGAGGUGUGGAAAAACAGAUAUCCCUGCUUCCUUGUGUUGUGGAGCGCUCGGCCUGGCUGGUCCGCUUGCUGGUAUGCUUUGCUAACUUAGGAUGAUCACUAUGCAUCAUCAGCUAAUGUGCAGCCUCACAGGUGCUUGUGUGCUCCUGACAGUGCUCUUGGCUGGGUGGAACACAGGGGAGUAAAGAGGGGAAACGAUGAUAAAAGGUUGAGGUUGAUGUGGCCCGACGACACAUGUGAGUUUUGAUUAGCGGAUUGGCUAGGCUGGCUGAGUAGCUAGCUUAACGUCGGGCACAUACACUUAUUGCCAGAGGGGGCAAACAACGAAGCAACAAGUUUCACAUUUCAUUGAAAAUCAUCUGCUGUCCGAAGGAAUAGGAUGGCUGGAACGAACCCCUGAGCAUCACGGAUGCCGGGUAAUAGGAAUGAUGGCUUCUCCAAGCGGCCGAGCUAUGUUGCUAUCGUCUGAGGACUGAUAACGCUUGUCUAAGCAAUGUCGUUGGCUGUUGGCCUGAGCCUGAAGAGCACUGCUUUCACUUCUAGUCUGUGUUUGUAGCUUUGUGAUGUCGCGAGCAUAGUGCUCACUUCUGGGCCUAGUGGUGGCCGAUCUGUGCACGCUGUGGUAGUGUUGCAUUGUUCUUCGUCUUGUAAUCAUGUAGUGACAUCGCAUGAGAAAGGAUUUGAGAGGGAUGGAAAUUUGAGGUGAUUUGUCCUUCGGGACAUCCGUUAAAAUUUGAAUGAUACAGAGAAGAUUAGCAUGACCCCUGCGCAAGGAUGGCAUGCAUAAAUCGAGAAAUGGUCCAAAUAAAAAAAGAAAAAAAAGAAAAAAAAGAAAAAAAAGAAAAAAAAGAAAAAAAAGAAAAAAUAGAAAAAAAAGAAAAUUGAGGUGAUUUUAGUGUCAUGGGAGAAGAUCAUGCACGUGCUGGUCAACAGAUGUUCGAUGCAUCAUCCAUUGGUGGAAGGAUGUGAAACAUGCAAGGGUCCUGCUUGUUGGAAUUGGGUUUGGACUCUGGAGGAAUGCAUCAUCUUUGCUUGCUGUCUUACAGAGACAGGACGAGCGCCUGCGAUGUGAAUCUUGGCUCCUGAUAUGGCUAUACGGAUGUUUUGCAUGUCUAUCCUUUGAUAUGGGCACCUCAAACAACUGUGGAAAGUCCACAGUGCUGAGGUUUCUAAAUUGUGUCCAUGUCUGCUGUGGUGUCGCCUAUACAUGUGUACGCAUCUGAUGUGUGACCAUUUUUCAGAGAAUUGAACGGAUCUCAAAACGUCUCGAGAAUCUAGAUCUCAGGUGAAGUAGCCAAAUUUAGUGUUUCGGCUGGCAUAGUUUGGUUCGGGAGGUGGCAGAGGCAGUGCAUUCCAGCGGGCAAAAAAAAUAAGUUGAACAACUUUUUGCCUCAGGGUCGCAUCAAUUUUUUUUUUUUGAAUUAUUUUUUUCCGGCCGGGCAAGUGGUCCCGGGCCACUCUGGUAGCUUUUAGAUACGUUCCCAAUUUAAAGAUAAUUCCUGCGAAGAUAACGGAUCCAGCGGUGGGUGCUUCAUGGAAAGGGGGGAGAGUCGGUACAUUAAUGUGUGAGCUGAUAUGGAGGAGAAUCCCCUUGAGGAGGCUGGGGCAACAAGAGAGCCGGGUGCCGUGCUCUGCAAUGUGGACGUCGGGGAGUGGGAGGCAGCCGCCUAUAGUGAAGUGGGUGCUUGGCAUGUGGUCCACUGUUACUCCCUACGAGCAUAACUGGGCAACGCAUGACUUCAAACCGCUUCGGAAGAGGCGCAACAGCGUCUGACCUGCUGCGUUUGGAGAAACUCGUGUUCACUCCCGGGAACGUCCAGCUUCUCAGCACCAGCUGGAGGAGGGAGAGUCGAUAGAGUAGUGAGGGGCCGCAUAUGGGGGAGGAUCCUUUUGAGGAGGCUUGGUAGGGAUGCGAGCCGGAUGCCGUGUCUGAUAAUGUGGACAUAGAGGAGAGGGAGGUGGUGGCCAGGGCUAACCGUCAUAAGGACGGUAGAGAUCGGAUCACGUCUGCACUGCCUAACGCGCCGGUUGCACCAAGAGUGGCCCCUUGGCGGGAUUAGUACAGAUUACACUGGGAGAUAGAGAGGGACAAGAGAAAAACGCUUGCGGAGGAUUACUAUGACAUCUUCAACCGGUGAGCGAUGCUUGACCCUAGCUUCAAUAUGUAUUUGGAGGGCAUCUUCUACAGUGUUAGGAGCUCGCCGGAGAGGGAGGAUGGGCACAAGGAGAUGCGGCCUAGAGACAGGGAGGUGGAUAACGAGCGUUUCUACAAGGAGGUUUACGCGUCAGCAUGGCAGAUAGGGGUGGCAGAUGGAGGGUUUGUGGCAGUUGGUCGAGCAGGUUGUGGACAGUCCUCGGGUCAUACACAGGGUGGUCCAAAACGGUGGACUAGAGUCGAAGUAGAGCAGAGGGUGGAUGUUAGGGUGGGCAUGCGUGUGGAGUAUACGGUGGACCAGAGGAGAGCGGACAUCAUGUGCGAGAGGGUGGAUGAGAGGAUGGAGGAGAGUGUGGUGCAUAAUCAGGCAGGUGCCAUGUUGGAGGAGAGGAUGGACAAGGGGGGAAGGGAUAGAUGAGGCUUCCAGUCAUGUCAAGCCUCAAAGGCAGAACUCGUCGUUGAGGACCCAGGCACCUGUGAGCAGUCCACUGGGCAUGGCCCGACUUCUUCCAUGAUGACCCUCGACGAUCAUGGACAACGUCACGACGAGUCCCGCUCGCACAGAGAGGAGAGAGAGAGAGAGAGGAUAACGCUGGUACGGACAUAGUUGCUAGACCUCAGGAAGAUGGUCGCAGUCGACCUCAUGGCCGCCCACGAUUGGGAGGCAAAGGCCGACGGCUACGACAACAGUCUUGUGCAAUGAGAUCAUGGAUCGAGGAUGAUGAUAUGCAGACCUGUUCAUGGAGAGGUUGCCCUUGGGAGGCAACUCAUGGGGGUGGUGCCUGAUUGCGAGCCGCUGGUGGGAAGCGACCAAAACACUCUUCUAGUGCGCUGGACAGUGAUGGUGAUGAUGAUGAUGAUGAUGAUGAUGAUGGUGAUACCUCUGACGAGGUAUCUGGUAGCACUUAUGCAGGGGAGGAUCGUGUUCGAAGGGUUGGUGAGGCUGGAGAUGAUGACGCCUUCAAUGAUACACUGGCAAGGGAUGAGGAUGAUUAGAGAGAUGGAGUUUGGGAGGACUCAACAAAUUGCUGCAUGCAUA
Molecule: messenger RNA, 3501 nt
Organism: Chara braunii
Lineage: Eukaryota; Viridiplantae; Streptophyta; Charophyceae; Charales; Characeae
Source: the annotation of a GenBank genome assembly